AUGUUUGCCUUUGUGUUUAGUAAUCUGGCAUUGAGAAGCCUACUUCUCGCGUACAACAUGCCCAGUGCCUCGUCAAAUAGUGCGGGAAACUACCGGCUGGCUUUGUACUUGCUUACGAUUGCUGGGGUCGUGUUCCGCUCUGAACUAGCUAUCCUCGUUGGGACAAUCACCCUCUAUGUAUUUCUCACCCGCCAAGUAUCCAUCACCAGCGUCAUCAUCCCCGCCGGCAUCGGGGGCCUCAUCGUCGGUCUUCUUUGCACGGUACCUCUGGACUCUUUCUUCUGGCAAUCUUCCCUACUGUGGCCCGAGUGGACGGGUUUCUACUACAACACCAUCCUAGGAAAUUCCGCUAAUUGGGGUGUCUCGCCAUGGUAUUACUACUUUGCAAAUGCACUCCCGCGUCUCAUGCUGAACCCUAUAACUUAUUUGGUCUGUAUACCCCUUGCCAUGCUAAACCCAGCAAGCCGCAGACGAAGCUGCGAUUUACUCGUCCCUCUCCUGAGCUUUGUGGCGAUAUACAGCUUCCUUCCACACAAAGAAUGGCGCUUCAUUCUCUACGUCAUUCCAGGCUUGACAGCAGUAGCCGCAGAUGGAGCAGCCUGGAUCUGGACACGAAAGUCAAAGUCUAUCGUGUAUGCUACGCUGAGUCUGGCUCUGGUAGGAUCAGUCUUACUCUCAUUCGUCGCAUCCACAUCCAUCCUGGGUAUUUCCAGCCUCAACUACCCCGGAGGAGAAGCACUCCACGCUCUACACAAAGAGAUCAAGCACCCCCAAAACCAACGCUUUGGCGUAUACUUUGACAACCUUGCGUGUCAGACAGGCGUUACUCGUUUUCUCGAGGACCACAGAGGCCCGCAGACGGUGCUUGAUGUUCUCGAAAAACAAAAAACGCUACAAAGCAGGGCAUGGACCUACGAUAAGACCGAGGACCCCAGUGCGCUCCUAGAUCCAAUGUUCUGGACCAAGUUUGAUUAUGUUCUCGCCGAGAAACCGGAGAAGGUCAUUGGAAGCUGGGCUAUCGUACAUGUUGUGUACGGGUUCGGUGGGAUCAAACUUUUGAAGCCAGGAGAGGAAAGCGGCUCACCCGUCGAGCCUCUGUAUGAAUCAGUCGAUAACAAAGCUGAUGUGCGAGAGGACUGGACUGCUAAGGUUGCAAAGACAUGGCAUGCAUUGGAAGAGCGACUGAGGAACAGCUUGUUGAGGGGCUAUUGGGCAGAGAUACGCAUGGAGCCAAAGCUCCGUAUCUUGCGGAAUCAGGCCAAGUAG
This is a messenger RNA of Exserohilum turcica Et28A, 1266 nucleotides long. RefSeq names its product glycosyltransferase family 22 protein. The record is from RefSeq and is a predicted model, not a curated record. The transcript has 2 exons. Gene Ontology annotation, biological process: protein N-linked glycosylation. Lineage: Eukaryota; Fungi; Ascomycota; Dothideomycetes; Pleosporales; Pleosporaceae. Gene Ontology annotation, cellular component: endoplasmic reticulum membrane. Gene Ontology annotation, molecular function: alpha-1,6-mannosyltransferase activity. Bases 1 to 1266 code for a protein of 421 amino acids.